CAGUUUCGUUAGAUUACACAUUACACAUUAUUUUCUGUCGAAGCUGUUAGUUUUGAUAUAGUACUGAUAUUGAUUAUGCAAAAAUGUCGUACAAUAGAGGAAGUAUCGACGAAAGAACAUCAUUGUUGAGUAGGAACGUGACUUCCAGAUUCGAUUUGAAGCAGCUUCUUCUACGAAGGAUACCGAUCCUGGCAUGGCUGCCUCGAUAUAGUUUGUCGAAACUUCUGCACGAUGUUUUGGCAGGAUUGACCGUUGGUUUGACUGCUAUACCACAGGGUAUAGCUUACGCAAUUGUGGCCGGACUUCCAGCUCAGUACGGCCUCUACAGCAGUUUCAUGGGAUGCUUGGUUUACUUGGUGUUCGGUAGCUGCAAGGACAUCACUGUGGGUCCUACGGCAAUAAUGGCAUUACUGUCGCAAAAUCAUGUUAUAAGACUGGGAGAUGAUAUCGCGGUGCUUCUAUGUUUCCUGACAGGCUGCGUGAUUACGUUUAUGGGAUUGUUCCGCUUGGGAUUUCUUGUGCAGUUUGUUAGCAUGCCAGUGAUCUCUGGAUUUACUAACGCAGCUGCAAUAAUAAUUGGAACAUCUCAGUUGGGCACGUUGCUUGGUUUGAGUGGCAGAAGCGAUUCCUUUAUCGAUGCAGUUACCAAAGUUGUCAAUCACGUAAAUGAAGUUACUUUCUGGGACCCGAUAUUAGGAGUCUGUUCGAUGAUCUUACUCGUUUGUCUUAAAAAAUUACCUGCAAAGAAAAGCGGCACGGCGUUGCAAAAAUUCAUGUGGGUAACAUCGUUGGCGAGGAACGCUGUAGUCGUCAUUGUUGGAAUAAUAUUAAGCUAUUCGUUAUACUCUUACGGUAUUAAACCCUUUAAAAUUACUGGACAUAUAACGGAAGGUUUACCGCCGUUCUCUCCGCCACCAUUUUCUCUUGUGAAAGGAAACCAUACGUAUAACUUUGAGGAGUUAAUUGGCGAACUCGGAAGCACUGUCAUUUCAGUCCCGCUGAUUGCCAUUUUGGAGAGCAUUGCCAUUGCUAAAGCUUUUGCCAAAGGGAAGACCGUUGAUGCUAAUCAAGAGAUGCUGGCUUUGGGACUGUGCAACCUUUUCGGCAGCUUUUCUCGAUCAAUGCCAACCACAGGAAGCUUCACAAGGACCGCCGUAAACAACGCUUCGGGUGUAAAAACACCGAUGGGCGGUGUAAUUACUGGAUGCCUGGUGCUUUUAGCGUGCGGCCUUCUGACCUCGACUUUCCAAUUCAUCCCGAAGGCAACACUCGCUGCAGUCAUUAUAGUCGCCAUGUACUACAUGCUUGAACUUCAUAUUUUCACCGUACUUUGGAGAACGAAAAAGACCGAUUUGAUACCUUUGACGGUGACUUUGUUGAGCUGCUUGGCAAUUGGUCCAGAAUACGGCAUGAUUGCCGGGAUCGCGGUAAAUCUAAUUCUCCUGCUCUAUUUCGCGGCCAGACCUGGAUUAUUGAUCGAGGAGCGUGUUGUCGAUGGGCUGACGAUUCUGUUUGUAUCGCCGAAACAAUCGUUGAGCUACCCAGCUGCGGAAUAUCUUCGUGAACGGGUGAUGUCGUGGUGUGAUGCCAGAGUAGGAACUAUUCCCGUGGUAGUGGAAGGUCGUCACGUGCUUAGAAUCGAUGCAACCGUCGCCAAGAACCUCGCUUUGCUGCUGGCCGACUUGGAAACCAGGGACCAGAAGCUGGUGUUCUGGAAUUGGUGCGAGGAAGCCAAGAGAACUUUGAUAAGCUACGACGCUUCUCUCACGAUGUCCUUCAGAAGUUCCGGCAGCAUAGCUCAAAUAUUUUCAGGUAGAAUCGCGUCACCUCAUGUUCCACGCGAGUGAAAUUUUGAAUCUAACGAAUUCACGGGACACUUGCCUCUGAAAUCUUCCUAAGCUUCGUUUAACGAGAGCUGCUCUUCUCUUUUCAACCUGUUCGCGUUUAACGAAGCCUCGCGAAACGCUGAACGUAUUUUAUUUAACGAUGGAACACGCCUCGGCUAAGAUUAGUUCUUCGUGCAACUUCAGUCGCCUUCAAUUUGCCUUUCGAUGCACCAACAUCUAUUGAAAUUCCACGAACCGCGCCGAAAGUGUCAUUUCAAACAGCAUCUCGACCAAUCGUUUUAUGAAAAGAUGAUCAAGAGAUCGUGCUUCUCGUUAUUCGAUGAAAAAUCCGAUGGAAUAAAGGCGCCACGUUUUUAUAUGUAUGUAAAAAGAGGAAACGUAUUUAAUCAUUCGUAUGAAGAAAUAAUUUUCUUUAUCGCGAAACAUUUGUACAGAAUUUGGCUUGACCGAACGCGUUAUUUAAAUAUUUUUAAUUGUUUUCUGUAAAAUAUUCGAUUGCGAUGACGAAUUAAAUGGUGUUAGAUCCAAGUAUCCAUACAUAGUUAUAUCGUAAUAUUUACAGUACUGUAAAAUUGACUUGUUUUCUUUUUCUAUUUAACGAUAGAGAUAGAAUAUGAGAGAGGUAUUUAAUCUGACAUUGGCUUACGAAAGAAGACGAAUAAGUCUGAUAACGUUUGCUUUAAGAAAAUUACCUGCACAUAUAUUAAAAUUAAUUUCGCAAAUGGUUACUUAAUUAUUCCGUGGAAAAAUAGUGAAAAUUUCUGCCACAUUUCGUAAAAUCAUAAUUUUAACCAUUAUUUUAAACGCUACGUUUAUUUCAAGAUAAUACACGUUUUUUAUUCUUAUCUUCCUAAUUUAUCUAAUUUUACGUUUCAGACGGGAAAACACGAACUAUAAUCAUGUUUUUCCAAUUUACAACUAGAUAUAAUCUUUUUCAAUUUUCCUUCAAUUAUUGUGAAAUAAUCGUGAUCGCGUGUUGUUUUGCGCUCAACCACGAUAACGAUAGAUUUUUUAAUCCUUAACUAUCAUGUGUGAAAGUUUUCCGUAGUGUAUAUUUAAAAAAUUGAACAAUUAAUACAGUUGAAUGUGUCGAAUUAAAUGUUUUACUAUUAUUCGAUAUUAGAUGAAGAGUAGAAAAUUAUUGUUUGCAGCGGAUGCAAACGAUAACGUUGCGGUAAUAUUAUUACAGGAUGGUAAUAUUAAAAUAAAAUUAUUCAUAAAGGGUACAGUUUCACUUAUAAUAGCUUUUAAGUAUUAACGUUGAAUCGUGUAAAUAUAGGAUUCAGUAUUGAAAGUAUCGAAGGAUUUCGAUUCGUUUCACCUAUAAAUAACGUUUGCGUAACCGCGCGAUGCCGAUUGACGGAAAUGCUUUGCUCGGAAAAUGAAACUUUAUUCGAAUGUUUCCAUGAAUAAUCAGCAGAAGGUUUCAUACGAGAAAUUUUCAUCGUGACUAUAUGAUUCUGAUGGAGAAUUGCGAGCAUUUACAUAUGGUUCUACUAUUUUGUAUGUACAUGUAAAAUUAAUCUUUCCAGAUGUGCAUGAGAGUAUCGGUUGAAUUGAAUCAAACGAUGAUGUCCAAUUUUAUUUGUUAUUCGGUAUGAAUUAUCGCUCAUAUAUUUGAGAACUUUAGCCGUUUUAUAACAGAAAUAUAUGUCAACAUGUUCAGAUUAAUAAUAAAUUAACAAUUUGAAGCAACA
Molecule: messenger RNA, 3544 nt
Organism: Bombus terrestris (buff-tailed bumblebee)
Lineage: Eukaryota; Metazoa; Arthropoda; Insecta; Hymenoptera; Apidae
Product: sodium-independent sulfate anion transporter
Exons: 8
Coding region: 84-1847 (587 amino acids)
Biological process (GO): transmembrane transport
Cellular component (GO): membrane
Molecular function (GO): sulfate transmembrane transporter activity
Source: RefSeq, a predicted model, not a curated record